Molecule: messenger RNA, 598 nt
Organism: Drosophila willistoni
Lineage: Eukaryota; Metazoa; Arthropoda; Insecta; Diptera; Drosophilidae
Exons: 3
Coding region: 66-554 (162 amino acids)
Source: RefSeq, a predicted model, not a curated record
UGGGCUCAAGUCCGCUACUACUGUGGUUUGUAAUUCCAUUUCUUUGUACCUGCACCGGAAAGCGAAUGUGGGACUAUGAACCUAUAUCUAUUGAGCCUUUCACUUCGGAUGAAAGUCUGCUGAAAAUUGAUGCACGUAUUGACCGAAUCAAGCGAGGCGAGUUCGCCAUUUCCUCAACAAUCUUAUGGGACUAUGAUGCAGAUGAGUCGACCAUGGUGGAGGCCACUGCUUAUCACAGCAGUUCAGGUGAUGAGAAAGACUACAAGUUAUUGCCAUGGACGAUACCCAAGCAACCCUUUUUUGAGUAUCUGAACACAUACUAUAAGGAUGUGGUUCUUAAGAAUGUUGGCGAUUGCUCAAAUCUGCCGAGAUUCGAGGGUAAAUUUCAGCCACCCUGGCCCAGGAACACAUAUUUUUUGGACAAAUGCGUUUCCCAAGGUGAAGGUCUGCCCCAAGUAGCACCAUCCGGAUUUUAUAAGAUUAUCUUCGUAACAAGUGGUCAAGUGAAAUGGGGCUUUAAUAUUAUUGUAAAAGUUUUCCCAAAAUCCUUUUGAAUGUCCAUUAAAGUUGCAAAUAAAUACAAUAUAUAUUUAUCCAA